Molecule: messenger RNA, 1163 nt
Organism: Condylura cristata (star-nosed mole)
Lineage: Eukaryota; Metazoa; Chordata; Mammalia; Eulipotyphla; Talpidae
Gene: TCEAL8
Product: transcription elongation factor A (SII)-like 8
Exons: 3
Coding region: 206-562 (118 amino acids)
Source: RefSeq, a predicted model, not a curated record
UCGACGUGUGCAGAAGUCCUCACAGUCCGGGGCCUGUGUCCCUGUAGCAGCUCCCUAUAGCUGGAGAAGGAGAAAAGUGCCUGGAUCCUUUCAGAACUCUUGAUCUUUGGGGAGCAACACAAAUCGAGUGAGGAAACAGGGAGGAAAGUACCCCCCGGAUCCGUUCAGGAUUUAUUCAAAAAGGCAAUAAAGAACAAUACUCAACAUGCAAAAGUCUUGUGAAGAAAGUGAAGGAAAACCACAGACCAUGCCAAAGACGGAGGAGGAAGACCACCCUUCGGAAGAUGUACCCCAGGAUGCAGAUGGACAUCCUCAACCUUCUGAAGACGGUGCAAACCAGGAAGCAGAAAGAAGCCCUGGAGGAGGGCUGACUCCACCUGGCCAGGGAUUUAAAGAGGACACCCCUGUUAGGCAUUUGGACCCUGAAGAAAUGAUUAGAGGAGUAGAUGAGUUGGAAAGGCUUAGGGAAGAGAUAAGAAGAGUAAGAAACAAGUUUGUGAUGAUGCAUUGGAAGCAAAGACAUUCACGCAGUCGUCCUUAUCCUGUGUGCUUUAGGCCUUGAAUUUUUAUUUUUGUCUGAUAUUAAAAUCUAGCCCCUGCUUUCUUUCUCUUAGCAUUUUCUGAUGUAUCUUUGACCUUCGUUUUACUUUUAAUCAUCUGGUGGAAUUUGGCUUUAGGCAGUGUCCUUGUUACCAGCAUCUCAUAGGAUUUUGGAUUUUGACCAAAUCCAGGUCUAUUUUUCAGUUGGGAAGUUUGACGCAUAUGCAUGAAAAUAUGUUCAUUCCAUUUUGUGAAGUCAAACAGAACAGGUUACAGAGUAACAGAUUUAGCAUCAGUUCACGUAUGUAGGAUAAAACCCCAAAUACUGUGUAUGUGUGCGUAGGUGUGUACGCAUACAUACAUACAUCAAACAUUUAACUGUUUAUUUCUGUGUGGUAUGAGUUGUUUGUUUUUAUUUUUGGUUUUUUUUUUUGGUUAUAUGUCUUUUUUUUUAAUGAGCACAUGUCACACACAAAAGGAAUUAAAGACUUUUUAUAAGAAUCAAAUUGCAACCAGCUUGUAAGGGCAGUGGGGCACCUAAACUCAAGCUAUUAAGAAAUGUAAACCUCAAGUUACCUCUGCACUUCUAGCUGGAGGAAUAAAACUGGCAAUUAUUACAGAUG